Molecule: messenger RNA, 3424 nt
Organism: Salvelinus sp. IW2-2015
Lineage: Eukaryota; Metazoa; Chordata; Actinopteri; Salmoniformes; Salmonidae
Gene: setd4
Product: SET domain containing 4
Biological process (GO): peptidyl-lysine monomethylation; peptidyl-lysine trimethylation
Molecular function (GO): protein-lysine N-methyltransferase activity; protein binding
Source: RefSeq, a predicted model, not a curated record
UGAUAAUUUUCUUUUAACAUAUUUCAAUAGACGGAUAGAGAUAGCCUACUGAGAGAUACUUGUGACGCCACUGGGUUUGACUAGAUGGGAUACAGUUUGUAUCAGAAUUGAUUUCUCGUAGCAGGUUAGAAUUUACCGCUGCAGGUUAGGAUAAUUAACGUAGCAGGUUAGGACAACUAGGUUAAGGUUAGGAAAACGGUUAGCUAAAAUGCACAAAAAAAGGGGGGUGGGGAGAAUCACCUUGACGUAAAUUUGACAAACGGUAUCCCCUCUAGCCAUGACCGCAACCACAUGCUGCUUGCUUGGUCAAACAGUUGGAUAAACCCAAAAGUAGUUACGUUAGUUAGCCAGUCGUUUAUUUCUUGGCCAUAUGAUAUACUAACUUUACAUAUUACUAAUGUCAAAACGGGUUUAGCAACAGCAUUAGCUAGCCACGAAAAUCAAAACUACAUGUUUACAGUUAAACAACAUAACCAUGACAGUGAGUUAUGGAGGCAUGAGUGGGAUUAUUAUCAACAUUAGAACAGGGAGUUUGCCAGUUAAUACGAAUGUCUAUGGAUCUGAUUUCCCAUCAAAGCCCAUCAUCAUGACGAGGAAGCAACAUGGGAGAAGGGCGAGAAAGAAGAGGCAACGGGAGUGCAGAGAAACAACUGUUCAGUCAGUGACACUAUCUCAUGAACCACAGUUUGUGGCUCUAAGAAGAUGGCUGCAACAGAGAGGCUUCAGUUCCAAGCUUCUAGUACCUGCACACUUCUCAGACACAGGACGUGGACUGAUGACCUUACAGCCUAUCAAGGCUGAUGAUUUGGUGAUCUCCUUACCUGAAAAAUGCCUUUUAACUACCUCUACUGUUCUAAGGAGCUACAUUGGUGAAUACAUAGAAAGAUGGAAACCGCCUGUGUCUCCUCUCUUAGCCCUCUGUGCUUUCCUCAUCUCUGAGAGACAUUUUGGCCAAUGUGCAGAAUGGAAGCCCUACAUCGACGUUCUGCCCCAAAAAUACACGUGCCCUGCUUACUUCUCAGAUGAGGUCAUCAACCUGCUGCCGGGGAGUCUGAGUGGGAAGGCCCUGGAGCAGAGAGCCAUAGUUCAGGAGCUGCACUCCUCUUCGUUGGACUUCUUCAGCUCCCUCCAGCCUCUCUUCAGUCAGCCCGUAGAGAGUGUGUUCACGUAUGAUGCACUGCGCUGGGCAUGGUGCAGUGUGAACACGCGCACUGUGUACAUGGAGCACCAACACAGCCCCUACAUGUCCAGGGAGAGAAAUGUGUAUGCCUUAGCCCCCUACCUGGACCUGCUCAACCACUGCCCAGCCAUACAGGUAAAGGCGAGCUUCAGCCAUGUGAACAGGUGCUAUGAGAUCCGUAGUGUCCAAGGCUGCAAGAGGUUCCAGCAGGCUUUUAUCUGCUACGGUCCCCAUGACAACCAACGUCUCCUGUUAGAGUAUGGGUUUGUUGCUCCUGGAAACCCUCACAGUGUGGUGUAUGUGGACCAAGUUAUCCUUCAACAGUGCAUCUGUAUAACAGACAUAAAUCAGCUGGCACAGAAGCUACUCUUCCUGAAGAAAAAUGACUUUUUAGCAAACUUGACCCUUAGUUUGGAUGGGCCCUCCUGGAGACUGAUGACCGCCCUCAGGCUGCUGUCACUUAAGACAGAACAAUACCCUUUUUGGAAGAGUGUCCUCUUGGGGGCGGUGGUGAGCCAGGACAGAGAGGAGUGGAGUGUCGAUGCAGCCCUUAGGCUUUGUCACUACCUGAUGGUUGACAACACUAGAGCUCUGGACAAGAUAUCCCAACUAACAGAGAGUGCAGACUCGUCUCUCCAGGAGCAGCUAGCUGUGGUGGAAUGUCUACGACGAGAGGAGCAAGGAAUUUUGGGUCUUAACCAGAAACAAUUGUUGCCAAGCAGACAGAACGGCAUGCACAACUUAGUAUGACGUUCCAGAACCAGUCACUUUAUUUAUCUAUCACUGGCUAUGCUUCUAUGAGGAGACAACCAUGUCUGUUUCAUUAUCAGUGCAAUGAAUUGGCUCAGCAAAAGGGCACGGUCACUAGCUAUGUUUCCAUUAACUUGUCCAGUGAUUGAUUUUUUUGGUCAACAUUUUGAACGUUUGCAUAGAAAAUAGAUGCGACAAUUGCCUGCUAGGGUGCAUUUCCAUUGAACUAUUUUGUCGAUUAAAAACCGCAGGACGUAAUAACAUCCCGCCUAAAAAAAACAAUUUACAACAAAAAUAAUAGCAGAAACCUAGUGUAGAAUAAAAACGUAGUGGUUCAAGUGUUUCCAUUACCCAUUUAGGCAAACUGCGCACUAAUAAAUUGACCACAACCUGUAUGCCCUCCCACCUAUCUGUUUAAUGUCUCAGGUAGCCCGCAUGGAUAGAAUGCAAUAAUCAGGGGCACAACUUUGGUUUUAGAAGUGUUGGGGACAUAAUUUUUUUAUCCAGUUGGAUAAACAGCCAACCUGACCGCUCAGAGGCAUCGGCAUGGUCCUAAAGCACACCGUUGCCUGAUUUUGUAUUACGUUCCAAUUAUAAAAAUUGUGGUCCAUCUUUAGAAAAUGUCUUAUAUCUGCCGUUUCCAUUACCCGCCGCAAUGAUUUUGUUUUUGCUACAUUGCUUUUGUUGAAUAAACCUGGGUCAAUGGAAACCGGUCUAUUGAUAGGUCAACGACCUCAGACAUCAGGGAUAUGUUAACGUUUUCUACAUUGCGGAACGGUUUGUACUGAAUGACACAUUUUCCCCAAACUUCUUGUAUGUUCUUGAACAGACUUUGAAAUACGUUUGCUCCGGUCGGUGGGUUUGCCAGGGUGUGGGUUGAAGCAAUGAGUGACGUAUUUGUAAAGGACAGCUGUGCAUUUUGAACCCACAACCAAACCAUGGCAUGUUUUUUUCCCCAAUUGGUCAUUCAGUACAGCACGGUUUCUGUUCAAUUGAACGUUCUAUUACGUUAUGUACUGAAUGCAGCCCUGUUAACUCUGGCCAAACACAGUGAGGGUCACUUGACAACAGAGCGUUGACUGGGAGGACAAACUAUUUGGAAGUGACCCGUCCCUCAACACUUCUGAUAUGCCCUCAGAGAGCGGUACAGGUGGACAAUGGUACUUCUCCAAUCCCAGAAAGACUCCAGAAACAGGACAUUGUUGUUUCCCCACCUUAGAUUAAAUAAUUUAGCAAGAAUUUCUCUGGUCACAAAUGACAAAUGAAAAGCAGUUGCACUUUAUGUAGAAUUCAAGCUGGGUCAUGUUCAGUAAGGCACCAAACGGAAUAAAACUUCUAGGUUCUACUGAUGUUUUGAUUUCUGUUGCAAAUGAUUUGCUACGGUGUGUCAUACUAAACACCACUGAUGUGUUGCUCUGUUGGAGGCUGUAAAAAUUGACAAUGCUUCAUGCUUGAGGGUUAACCAAAGGUUUUUAAUAAAAAGACAAGCAUCAA